UGCCUCCUCCUCCUCCUCCUCCUCCAGCAGCAGCAGCAGCAGCACAGGAGCUGCCGAGCCUCGUCUUUCACUGAGGAGAUCCCGACAGCCAGAGCACUAGCUAAACCUCCUCGUACAGCCAUGGCAGAAAACGCCGGCUUGGAUAACCACCGCAUCAAGAGCUUUAAAAACAAGGGACGCGAUGUCGAGACUAUGAGAAGACAUCGAAAUGAGAUGACAGUUGAGUUGAGAAAGAUCAAACGAGACGAACAUCUACUGAAGAAGAGAAAUGUCCCGCAGGAGGAAAGUCUGGACGACUCUGAUGCCGACUCAGACUUCAAAGGACAAAAUGUUACACUUGAUGCCAUUUUACAGAAUGCUACCAGUGAUAAUGCAGCUGUACAGCUCAGUGCUGUACAGGCAGCCAGAAAACUGCUCUCGAGUGACAGAAACCCUCCCAUCGACGAUUUGAUAAAGUCUGGCAUUCUGCCCAUUUUAGUCAAAUGCCUGGAAAGGGACGACAACCCCUCUCUUCAGUUUGAAGCAGCUUGGGCUCUGACCAACAUUGCGUCUGGGACUUCAGCACAGACUCAGGCUGUGGUUAAAUCCAAUGCAGUGCCCCUUUUCCUGCGACUGCUACACUCCCCCCACCAAAAUGUUUGUGAACAGGCUGUAUGGGCUUUAGGAAACAUUAUAGGUGAUGGCCCACAGUGCAGGGACUUUGUAAUCUCCCUUGGAGUGGUCAAGCCCCUGCUUUCUUUCAUCAACCCAUCAAUCCCCAUUACCUUCCUCCGCAAUGUUACCUGGGUCAUUGUUAACCUCUGCCGCAACAAGGAUCCACCACCACCCAUGGAGACCGUGCAGGAGAUUUUGCCUGCUCUCUGUGUGCUAAUAUAUCACACAGAUAUAAAUAUCCUCGUAGACACAGUGUGGGCUCUGUCCUAUCUGACGGACGGAGGCAACGAGCAGAUCCAGAUGGUCAUUGAUUCUGGAGUCGUUCCAUAUCUUGUGCCUCUCCUCAGCCACCAGGAGGUGAAAGUUCAGACGGCAGCUCUGAGGGCAGUGGGAAAUAUUGUGACGGGAACAGAUGAGCAGACACAGGUUGUGCUCAACUGUGACGUCCUCUCACAUUUCUCCAACCUGCUCACGCACCCGAAAGAGAAGAUCAACAAGGAGGCAGUCUGGUUCCUGUCCAACAUCACAGCUGGGAACCAGCAGCAGGUCCAAGCUGUGAUCGACGCAGGAUUGAUUCCUAUGAUCAUUCACCAACUGGCUAAGGGUGACUUUGGCACUCAGAAAGAGGCAGCGUGGGCCAUCAGCAACCUCACCAUCAGUGGGAGGAAAGACCAGGUGGAGUUCCUGGUGGAGCAGAAUGUCAUCCCUCCGUUCUGUAGCCUGCUGUCGGUGAAGGACUCGCAGGUGGUGCAGGUCGUCCUGGACGGCCUCAAGAACAUCCUCAUCAUGGCAGGAGACGAAGCCAGCACCAUCGCUGAGAUCAUCGAGGAGUGUGGAGGUUUGGAGAAGAUAGAGAAUCUUCAGCAGCACGAGAAUGAGGAUAUCUACAAACUAGCCUUUGAGAUUAUUGAUCAGUACUUUUCAGGAGAUGAUAUCGAUGAAGAUUCCAGCUUGAUCCCUGAAACCACUCAAGGAGGAACCUUCAACUUUGACCCAGCUUCCAACAUGCAAACAAAGGAGUUCAAUUUCUAAAAGCCACGAUGUUUGGUUCUACCAGCUGCACGGGUACUCUGUAAUCACCCCAGACGUUCAUCCAUCCCUCCUCCAACCUGGCAACCUGGUACCGAAGGAUUUACUUAGGAUAACUUCAACAUGGAAACGCACCACUGAAGGAUUUACCCACCUCUGCACUGCGGGGUGUUUUUUUCUUUUAUCUUUUAAAUGGUCAUCCCUCACAGACCACGGCAUCCAAUCAUAGGAGUCCUGGUCACUCGACAGGCGCCGUCACCAUCUGACAACCUGCAUCAGGAGGAUUGUUAAGAUUCUCUGCCAGUGCUUCUAAAUAUCACACAAAAAUAAGAGCAGAAGGAGUGAAAAGCCUUCGGGGCAAGAUUUAAAUUGCCAAAUGUCUAGUCCUCACAAAGACAAAAGCACAUUUACACUCACACACACACACACACACACACACACACACACACACACACACACACACACACACACACACACACACACACACACACACACACACACACACACACACACACACACACAUAUAUUUAUGUACACACUUUUGGACACCUAGAAUCUGUGUGCAUACUUCUGUUAGAAGCCAUCAUAUCACUUAAGGGGAAGAAAUACUGCUGUUUGUUUGUGGUUUAUUUUUUGUGCUUUCCCUCCCCUGGAUUGUCCUCUGGUGUUAAUUCACCCACGUGCACGCACACUAAUAUUCAAGUACACACUUAGUCACACUGAUACCUGAAAGCCGGGCACCCCAACAAUACUCUCUCACCCAGUUUAAAGAGUUAAUCCCAGAGUUAAGCCAUGAUUAUCCAUGGACCCCCACUGCCCUCCCAGGAGCGUCCUGGAGCAGGUGGAGGGGCGAAAGGGCUCUAAGGCAAAACAAGGACUCCGUGGCAAACAGACUGACGGGACUUCUUACUCAAUGGCGUCACUUUUUUUUAACGUGACCUGUUGAAUAAACAAACUCCAUGUUUGUUUAAAAAAAAUUCAUCAAAAAUGUGAAGAAAAUGCCAUAAUAAUUUUUUUUUUUUUUUUGUUCCAAUACACACAACGAUAAGACCUGCUAAUUGCCUGCUCCUGAUUCAGCAGAGCAACACUAUUUUUGUUCCUGUUUUUUUUAGGGGUAUGUGAAUACCCAUCAUGGGGGAAGCACCUUUUUAGAUGAAGGCGCAGAGACUUGAGAGAAAAGAAACAUGUCAGCUGUAGCGUUUAUCUCCCCCACAGGACAUCUAUUUCUGCAGCAUGAGCUUGGUCACGUCCUUUGACCCGGUGAACUGUGUGCUCUGGCCUCCCCUGUAAUGUGAAACUCAGAAGGGGGGUUUAACAUGAAAAGAAGAAAAGGAAAAAAAGAAACGUCGAGCUAAAAUCGAUCGGAAUUGUUUAUCUGACCUUAAGCUUAUUUUUCAUUUUUUUUUAUUUGUAUUCUCUUCAAAGAAAUAUUUUAGUUUCAGCUUCUGGUUGAGUCUGUGUAGCUUCCAUAUGUCGGUUUUUGCAUUUUACUUUUCUUCAGUCUUAUGCACACGUCUGAGAGGCAUAUUGAUGUCUGCCUGCAGAGAGGGACCUAUACUCACUGAAGACUAAACCUGCAUAAGGAGUACAGGUCCUGUCAUUUAUAAUACCUAACUACUUUUCAAAGAAGAGGUCACAUGUCAUCACUCAAUUUGAAUAACUGUACAAAAAUGUGAUGUGUAUCUCUCCUUGCCGUCUAAUGAAUAUAUGAAUAUAUUUACAUAAAGCCUGUACAAAGCUGCUGCAGCUGACAGUCGUUGGAUGGACGAUAACUUUACUGUCAAAGAUGGCUGGGGAGGAUUUUUGUUUUUGUUUUGUUGAAGCAAUAUUUCUUUGUUUCAUUGUUUUUAUUUUUGACUUGCAUAUGUAUUGUGAUGACAUGCUGAUUAAUUGGAUCAGAGCUGUGUUUUUCUCCUCAUGGCGGUGACGGGCUGUUUAAAAAUGUACCGUCCCAUGUCCCAGUUGGUGCGUAGGUUCGGGUUGGAGGGUGUCAAACUCUUCGCCCAACCCUCGCCCUGGUCUCGAAGACUUUCUGAUCCUCUGGAUGGCUGCUAACUACUGAGGGGGUCAGAGUAGGGGGUGGGGGGUGUCACACUGGGGUUUAAAAUAUUAUGUGGGGUUGUUAUGAGCAGCCCGGCUUGUUUUUGGGACUAGCUGUUUAUUACUGAACAAAACUAUAGAGAGGGUGUACAGUCAUGAACUAGCAGAAUAGACCGAGCCACUUUAAAGAUUUACAAUUUCGUUGCCUUGUAUCCGAAUUGGAUACAAGCUUAUGUUUGUUGCAAGAUUUUUACUUGCUAAUGAAAAGUUGUUUUAAAUAAAAUAAUAGGAGAAAAGCAACAGACAGCGUUUUGGCCUCUGAUUGUUUAUAUCUUUUUAUAAAUUUUAGAUUGAAUUCUUCUCUUUAAGGUGGCUCAUUGAUGCUUUCAACUCUUGUGCAUAUUAAAGAAAAGAAUGAGUUGAAAAUCAUUGUGCCUUUUGUUUUUCAUUUCAACUAAAACUUCAGUUUUAUUGAAUAGAAAAAAAAAGAUUCUUUGAGCAAGGUGAGAAUGUGGGAGACGUGGCUACGGUAACAUGUGGCCUCCGUGGCGUUGGAGUUUGCCAUUGAUGCUGCUCUCUUCUGUUGAGAGCGCUUCCCCUCCAGUCGUAUUCAUGGAACAUUGUAACGCAUCAUUUAUCCCUCUCAACAACCCUCCCUCCCCUCGAACACAAAAAAAGAUCAUCACCAUAUUUCAGUCAGGGGAUUUUUGAUAUCAUUGCCUCUCAUCUCGCCCUCAGGACAUGAUCUGUGUUUCUGAUCCUAACCAAAAUAAACUUGAUGUUUAGCCACUGGAUCCUC
This is a messenger RNA of Hippoglossus stenolepis (Pacific halibut), 4522 nucleotides long. RefSeq names its product karyopherin alpha 3 (importin alpha 4) (gene kpna3). Gene Ontology annotation, cellular component: nucleoplasm; nucleus; cytoplasm. Gene Ontology annotation, molecular function: protein binding; nuclear import signal receptor activity. The coding region runs from base 121 to 1686 and encodes 521 amino acids. The record is from RefSeq and is a predicted model, not a curated record. The transcript is spliced from 17 exons. NCBI's taxonomy places the organism in Eukaryota, Metazoa, Chordata, Actinopteri, Pleuronectiformes, Pleuronectidae. Gene Ontology annotation, biological process: NLS-bearing protein import into nucleus.